Molecule: messenger RNA, 2297 nt
Organism: Exophiala oligosperma
Lineage: Eukaryota; Fungi; Ascomycota; Eurotiomycetes; Chaetothyriales; Herpotrichiellaceae
Exons: 2
Coding region: 385-1779 (464 amino acids)
Biological process (GO): lipid metabolic process
Molecular function (GO): phosphoric diester hydrolase activity
Source: RefSeq, a predicted model, not a curated record
AAAGGAGACGACAAGGUUGAAAAGGGUGGUCAGUUUGUCACUAGUGACCUGACUAAAUACUCCGUACUCGUACUUCCGUAUAUCUCACUUGUCUCUGCCUUACCUGCCUACACAAGUAGGUACAAUACCUACUUGGUAUCCACCAAAAGGCUCGUACCCAACUGACGCCGCGCAUCAUAUCCCCGUCACCAUCAAGUUUUUCGUCAGAUCCAUUCUACCCCGUUAUCGUCACUCUACAGUACUUCGUAUGAGUUCGAGAGAGUCUUCGCACCUCUAUAUAUAUUUUUGGGGGUAUAUCGACUGACCCUUUUUUUGGUCUCUUGGUCUACUACUACUACACAUUAUCGCUUUUGACUUCUUCCUCUGAGAAAAGUCCACCCCGCCAUGCAGUUGGCCCUGCUGGCCAUCUGUGCCAGCCUUGCGCUGUUGGUCUCAUCUCAAUCCGACGACAGUCGCACCAGCCACACCGGCUCAGAGACGACAGAGUCAAGUCCGGCCACGUCGACCGGCGCCGACUAUGCAAGUGGCACAUAUGCAGACCACAGCAACACCAUCACCUUCACCGGCACGACCGACUAUGCCACCAUGUCGGACUUUUCCAGCGCCAUGGCCACGGCCAACGCCACCGCCUCGUUAUCGUCGUCGGGCUCGAGAAAUUCCACAAACGGCACAUCAUCAUCGUCGUCGUCCAGUCCGACGGCCACCGUGUUGUCGGGAUCUCCCAAAACAACUUCCGCCAGCAACAGCACUGCCUCACGCAACGCUACUUCGACCUCGACGUCGAUCCUCCCCACCAACACGGCACCUUGCAACGGUCAUCCUUCAUUCUGUCAACGUAAAUACAGCAACAUCACUCAAGUCGCUGCCCACAACAGUCCCUUUGUGCGAGCCGGGAACCUCGCGUCAAACCAGGAAUUGGACGUGACGACCCAACUCAACGACGGUAUUCGCAUGUUACAAUUCCAAGCCCACAACGUCAACGGGACCAUGUACCUCUGUCACACGUCGUGCGACCUGCUCAACGUCGGCACGCUGCAAGACUACCUGACCAAGGUGACCAAGUGGCUUCGGACGCACACCACCGACGUCGUCACCAUCCUGAUCGGCAACUACGACCUCGUCGACCCGGGCAACUUCACCGCCCCCGUCGUCGACUCUGGCCUGAUCAGGUACGUCUACACUCCUCCCACCCUGCCCAUGCCCCUGGACUCGUGGCCGACCCUGGGGGAGAUGAUCCUCCGCCAGCAGCGGGCCGUCGUCAUGCUCGACUACCAGGCCAACCAGACCGCCAUCCCCUGGCUCCUGGACGAGUUCAGCCAGAUGUGGGAGACGCCCUUUUCCCCCACGGACCGCGACUUCCCCUGCACCGCCCAGCGGCCCCCGGACCAAGCCCGCGAGACCCGCCAGGAAAGGAUGUACAUGGCCAACCACAACCUGAACCUCGACGUCGACUUUGCGGGCGUGAGCCUGCUCGUCCCCUUCUUCCCCCUCCUCAACGAGACCAACGCCGUCGCCGGUUUCGGGUCGGCCGGCCGGGCCGUCCACAACUGCACCGCCAUGUGGAAUCGCCCACCCAAUUUCUUGUUGGUUGACUACUACAACAUUGGCAGUUUCAACGGCAGCGUGUUCCAGGUCGCGGCCGACGCCAACAACGUCACCUACAACCGUGAUUCGUGCUGUGGAACCGCCGGGACCAACUCCGCCGUCGAGCGUACGGUCGUCGACGUCAAACUCGCAAUGAUCACCUUGGCCAGCAUCGGUGCCCUGUUGUGGUUCUGAUGGAAUUUCUCUCUUGGCCUCUGUUCUUUGCACACGAGAUAAACUUAUGACCUAGCCAGCGUUACGUCCCCCUUUUAUGUCGAUGCAUACCCUUGGAAUAAUUGGAUCAGAAAUGGGCAUUUCAAGCAAAGAAACUAGGAGUUUUCGGUCGGUUACGAAUUGGGAAGGGUGCUUCAAUUGGCGAAUUCUUUGCUGACGCAGGGGGCUGUCGUAGCAUUUUCCAAGGACACCUACCUCUUUACUUUUUCACACAUUAGGUCAACCUCGAAACCACAAUGGAUAAGUUUGAUCCCGUCCUCCGAACCAUCGUCUUACACUUUCUUCACUUUCGUCAUACUUGUUCAAAGGACAGGAAAAACGAACAAGGACACACAGUGUCCAUCAAAGCUCGAACAUGCGUAUCAUUUUUUAUUUCCUUUUUUUCAAAGACUAAAACACAUUUCCAUUUUCAAACUGGUGUUCAAUUGGUAUCCAAAAGCACACUGCAAACUAAAUUGUUCGCUUACCUUCUGCGCGUG